GAGGCUGAAAGAUAGGGUUACACACGUGUGCUCCAUGCACUGGAUCUGAAUUUCAUCAAGUGAAGGAAAAGAAAAAAACAAAUUAUUAAUGCGCGCUGUCUUUUUCUGACUGCCUCUGUGACCUUUAUCACACAAAAACAUUGUAAAUAAGUGAAUGUUGGGAUAGCGAUGUUGCAAUGGGGUCAUGCCCUGAAAAUUGGGCUUGGUGAGGAUGUGGACAGAUGUUUCAGGGGGCGUGCCGUGUUAUAAAGUUGGUCGGUCGGGCUAUGGUGCCAUUACGCAGGUAGACUCGCCGCAGUCUCCGGGCCACAUGGCUCUGCCUUGGCGCGCCGCCGUGACGUACAGGGGUUUGAACCGCGGCCUCGGACGGCUGCUGUCCGUGACUUGCGACGCAGCCAUGGACGAGCUAACGACUCCUGUACGAGAGCAGCACAAGUUCAAUGUGGGCAAACUGCAGGAGUACCUGGUCGGCAGGUCGAGAGUGUCUGCUGGGGACACUCUCACUGUCAAACAAUACAGCGCUGGCCAGUCCAACCCCACCUUUCUCAUCCAGACAGGCUCGCAGAGUUAUGUUCUCAGAAAGAAACCCCCUGGCAUGCUGCUGCCAGGGGCUCACAAGGUUGACAGGGAGUACCAGGUGCAGAAGACGUUAUUCUCUGCUGGCUUCCCUGUGCCCCAGCCCUUCUUGCUCUGCACCGAUACUUCAGUCAUCGGGACAGAGUUCUACUUGAUGGAGCAUGUAAAGGGGCGAAUAUUCAGGGAUAUUCGUCUCCCAGGAGUGAGAGCAGCCGAGCGAGCUGCACUGUAUGUGGCUGCAGUGGAGGUGUUGGCGAGGUUACACUCACUAGACCUGACGUCGCUGAACCUUGAAGGAUAUGGGAGAGGACCAGGCUACUGCAAGAGACAGGUGUCCACUUGGACAAAACAGUACAAGGCAGCAGCCCACAAAGACAUUCCAGCCAUGAACGAACUCUCCAACUGGCUGAAGGACAAUUUACCCGCCGGUGAUAAUGAAGUCACUCUUGUCCAUGGAGAUUUCAGAGUGGACAACUUGAUUUUCCAUCCAACAGAGGCACGUGUGAUGGCAGUGCUGGACUGGGAGCUGUCGACCACAGGGCAGCCGCUGGCAGACCUGGCAUACUUCCUCAUGCCUCACUACUGGCCCCAAAGCCUCAACAUCAUCAGCACUAUGGGCAGCUUUAAAGGAAUAGAAGGUAUCCCAACUGCUGAAGACAUAAUCUCCAUUUACUGCCGGUGCCGGAGCCUCCCACCCACUUUGCCGCAGUUGAAUUUUUACCUUGCUCUGUCCAUCUUCAAGAUGGCGGGGAUUGCCCAGGGGGUCUAUGCACGCCACCUGCUGGGUAAUGCCAGUGCACCGAACGCGGCUCAGUUUGGCCAGUAUGUGGAGCCCAUGGCUAAAGUUGCCUUGCAGCUUGCACAGAGGUCCCACCCAGGCCCAACAGAGGACAGGCUGUUCCUCCAGACAGCAAAAGGCAAGGCUGUUCUACAGCAAGUCAAAGACUUCAUGAGACAAUACGUGCUUCCUGCUCAGGAGGAAGUUUCAGAGUAUUACGCCAAAUAUGCUCAUUCUCCACAGAGAUGGCACACUCCCCAAGUAAUAGAAGAUCUGAAGGUGAAAGCGAGGGAGGCGGGGCUUUGGAACCUGUUCCUUCCUGCCGUCAGUGGCCUCAGUCAGCUGGACUACGCUCACAUCGCUGAGGAAACUGGACGCUGCCUCUUUGCGCCUGAAGUUUUCAACUGCCAGGCUCCUGACACUGGAAACAUGGAGGUGCUGCACAUGUUUGGCAGUGAGGAGCAGAAGAGAAAAUGGCUGGAGCCUCUGCUCAGAGGAGAAAUCCGCUCGUGCUUCUGCAUGACAGAACCGGAUGUGGCCUCUAGCGAUGCCACCAACAUGGAGUGUACUCUGCGCAGGGAUGGAGACCAGUAUGUUAUCCAGGGCAAGAAAUGGUGGAGCAGUGGUGCUGGCAACCCACAAUGCAAAGUGGCCAUUGUAAUGUGCAGGAGCAGUUCUCAGGAUGUCAGCAGCAGGCACAGCCUGCACAGUAUGAUCCUGGUUCCCAUGGACACAGCAGGAGUGCAGCUGGUCAGACCGCUCACUGUGUUUGGACAGGAUGAUGCUAUCCAUGGUGGCCACUUUGAAGUGCAUUUUGACAACGUGUACAUCCCUGCCUCCAAUAUUAUUCUAGGAGAAGGCAAGGGUUUUGAAAUAGCCCAGGGUCGUCUGGGACCGGGCAGGCUGCACCACUGUAUGCGGGCUGUUGGCCUGGCAGAGUUGGCACUGGAGCUGCUCUGCCAGCGAGCUGCCAACAGGCACACCUUUGGCAAGAAACUCUACCAACAUGAGGUAGUUGCACACUGGAUAGCAGAGUGUCGGCUCAUGAUAGAGCAGACCCGCCUGCUGACUCUCCAUGCUGCCCAUGCCCUGGAUACACUGGGCAGCCAGGCUGCUCGCAAACAGAUUGCUAUGAUCAAGGUGGCAGCAGCCAGGAUGGCCUGUAAGGUUGUGGACUGUGCUAUCCAGGCACAUGGAGGUGCAGGUGUGUCAGGAGACUUUCCCCUAGCACAGAUGUACUCAUAUGCACGGACCCUGCGCAUCGCUGAUGGGCCAGAUGAGGUGCACCUCUCCUCAAUUGCCCGCCUAGAGCUGAGGGAUCAGCUGAGGAAGGCACAGAGCAAGCUCUGAGGCCACAGGAAACAUAAGGCAAGAUCAGAUGUACCAAAUCAAAAUAAUCUAGUACGCAGGCCUAUAGCUGCCUUAAAAAUCACUCAUUAUUGGCUGUCAUCAACUAUUGCUGGGGAUUUUAAGAAGCUUAUACACAAUAUUGUGUAAUCUCAAACAGGCUUGCAUCAGGCACCAGUAAUUGUUGAAAUAACUGUAUCAACACUACGAAAUGUAAAUAAAUGCACUUGUAAUUGUUAAUAGUUAUGCUGCAAAAAUUAUGUCUGUCAAUGAUGUAUUAUAAUUUCACAAAAUAAUAAAUUUUGGA
This is a messenger RNA of Myripristis murdjan (pinecone soldierfish), 3008 nucleotides long. It is a transcript of the gene acad11, whose product is annotated as acyl-CoA dehydrogenase family, member 11. Gene Ontology annotation, cellular component: cytoplasm; mitochondrion. The record is from RefSeq and is a predicted model, not a curated record. Gene Ontology annotation, molecular function: flavin adenine dinucleotide binding; acyl-CoA dehydrogenase activity. NCBI's taxonomy places the organism in Eukaryota, Metazoa, Chordata, Actinopteri, Holocentriformes, Holocentridae. The transcript is spliced from 20 exons. Gene Ontology annotation, biological process: fatty acid beta-oxidation using acyl-CoA dehydrogenase. The coding region runs from base 212 to 2704 and encodes 830 amino acids.